ACCGUCAAUUUUUUGUUUAUUUUCAGGGCACAGAUACCACUAUGCUCCAAAAAAUGAAUCAGGUCCACGGAAAAGGUGACAUCUAUAUUCCUCCCAAGAACAACUAUGAGACACAUUUUGGAAUCCAUCAUUUUGCUGGAGUGGUCAACUAUGACUCAAAAGGUUUCCUCGAGAAAAACCGUGACGCCCUCAGCUCAGAUCUGAUUCAGCUGGUGGAGACCUCCACCAACAAGCUCCUAAAACAGACGUUCAACAGUGAGCUGUCCUCCAAUACGAUCAAGAGCAGCACCAACCCCAAGAUGGUCAUCACCGUGAACAAGAACUCUCUCCGGCAAGCAAAUGAUAGUAAGAAGCGUGUGCUAACUUUGAGCAGUCAGUUCCGUCAGUCUCUGGAUUCCCUGAUGAAAACACUGACUGUGUGCCAGCCCUAUUUCAUACGCUGCAUCAAACCCAAUGACUUCAAGAAGCCCAUGCUGUUUGACAGAGAGCUGUGCUUGCGUCAGCUCCGUUACUCCGGUAUGAUGGAGACGAUCAGGAUCCGGAAAGCUGGGUAUCCCGUACGCUACACCUUUGACGAGUUUCUAGGCCGCUACCGUGUCCUGCUGAAAACUUUCCUCUGCGAUCCAAAAACAGAAAGCAAAGAGAAAUGCUGUGAAAGCAUUUGUGAAACUGUGCUUACUGGAGAGGGCGACUGGAAGACUGGAAAGACAAAGAUAUUCCUGAAGGACUUCCAUGACACUAUGCUCGAACUGGAGCGAAUGAAAGAACUAAAUGUGAAAGCACUUUUGAUCCAGAAAGUGAUCAGAGGCUACAAAUACAGGAAAGAGUUCCUGAGGAAAAAGGCAAGUGCUCUUGUCAUUCAGAAAUACUGGAGAGGACACAAAGGCAGAAAGCUGUACAAAGUGGUCCAGCUGGGCUUUGCGAGGCUCCAGGCACAGGUUCGCUCUCGCCAACUCCACUUCCAGUACAAAAAGAAGCGGGAGGCAGCUAUCGCGCUGCAGGCCAAGGCCAGAGGAUAUCUGGCCAGGAAGGAAUGGAAGCGCAAGAGAGACGCUGUGAUCCUCCUACAGGCACACACCAGGGGUAUGCUGGCAAGGAAAGCUCUCAAAAAGAUGAAAAGAGAUAUGUACCUCUCUGCUAAAGAGAAAGAAGAGGAAGAGCGGCUCAUCUUGGAGAGACAGAAACACUUGGAGGAAGUGUUGAGGCAGAAGAAGGAGAUGGAGGCCAAAACCCAGUCGGAAUCCAUUACAGACCAGGAGAUGGUGGACAGCAUCUUUGGCUUUCUGCCCACUGUGGUUGGAGGGCAGGAGGGGCAAGCACCUGUGGGAUUCGAGAAUUUUGAGGGGAAAAGGACAGUUACCGAGGAGAUCGACAUUGACGACCUCCCCAUGGAGGAAGAGCUUCCCAAAGAAGAUUACGACGACCUGGAUGAGUACUCCUUCUCCAAAUUUGCUUCCAUGUACUUCCAGGGUGCAGCCACCGCCACACACAUCCGCCAGAGACUGCGACAGCCCCUGCUUUACCACGAGGAUGAAGGAGAUGUUGUGGCUUCGUUGACAGUGUGGUGGAUCAUUCUGAGGUUCUUAGGAGACCUCCCUGAGCCGAAGAAGCAUGUGCAGGUCCAGGGAACCUCCACGCAGGAUCGCUUUCUAGUGCAGGACGUGAUGUCCAGAAAGGACAGACGUCUCAGCCACAUGGUGGGCCUGGAUCAGAGGGUGCUAAGGAAUAAAAAAGAGAGAAAGCCUUCCACAGUCCCUGAGGAGCCGACACCAAACAGAAAAGGCUCCAUUUUCACAGACCUGCUGACAAGAAACAGGAAAGCGUCUGCUGUUCCCAGCGAGGCGGCUUCAAACCAGAAGAUAUACACCGUACCAGAAGGGAACCCUCGAGCAAGGAAGGGAUCCACGUUCACUGACCUGCUGACCAGAAACAGAAAGGCAUCCAGUGCUCAAGACACUGGAAGCCCAAGACCCAUUUCAAGCCUCAGGAAACCCUCUAUCAUCAUGGAGGAGUCAGAGGAUCAGACUGAAGUGUCCAAGCCUCCCACUCUGCAGACUGUGAAGGAGGACAGUGAUGUCAUGACUGAAGAAGGACCCACUCUGGACCGGCCACUGACGUCUCUGGAAAAACUCCACAUCAUUGUGGGAUAUGCCAUCGUCAGGCGUGACCUCAGGGACGAGAUUUACUGUCAGAUCUGCAAGCAGCUUCAGGAUAACAACAAUCGCAACAGCUACUUCCGUGGUUGGAUCCUGCUGUCCCUCUGUUUGGGCAUUUUCCCUCCAAGUGACCGCUUCAUAAGAUACCUUCAAAGUUUCAUCCGCUCCGCUCCAGGGGGCUACGCUUCCUACUGUGCUGAGAGGCUGAGGCGCACUGUAAUGAACGGAGUGCGAGGCGAACCUCCAGCCUGGAUGGAGCUUCAGGCAACCAAGACAAAAAAGCCCAUGAUUGUGUCUGUGACAGUGAUGGAUGGACGCUCCAUCAACCUGCCUGUUGACUCAGCGUCUACCUCCAAAGAGAUCUGCCAAGUCCUCGCCAACAAAGUCAAACUCAAAGACACAUUUGGAUUUUCUCUCUAUGUGGCUCUGUAUGAAAAGGUUUGGGCUCUGGGCAGCGGCCGGGAGCACGUGAUGGAUGCCAUCUCCCAGUGUGAACAGGAAGUGAAGAGGAGAGGAGGGCAGGAGCAGCACGCUCCCUGGCGUCUCUUCUUCCGCAAGGAGGUCUUCACUCCCUGGCACGACUGCAAAGAGGACAAGAUCAGCACAGAGCUCAUCUACAAACAGAUCAUCCAUGGUCUGAAGUGUGGAGAGUACCAGUGUGAAAAGGAGGAUGAUUUUGUUCAGCUUGCUGCAAAACAUUUGUACAUCCAGCACGGCUCAGACAGCAGUCCAGAAAAGGUGAAGGCAGCUGUGCAGGACUGUGUCAAAAGCUCUCUGCUGGAGGACAAAUCCGAGGACAAAUGGGUGCAGAUAGUCAGCACCGCUCACGCUCAGGGUCCGUAUCUGAGUUCAAGGCAAAAGACAGAUUCAGUGAAGGCAGAGAUGGUGGACUACGCCCGGGAGAAGUGGCCCAUGUUCUUCUCCAGGUUCUUUGAGGUUGUCAAGCUGUCAGGUCCUCCACUGCCUAAAAGCAAGUUCAUUGUUGCCAUAAACUGGACUGGCAUCACAUUCCUGGAUGAGAGAGAGAAGAGGCUGCUGGAACUCUCCUUCCCAGAAGUCAUCGGAGUUAACACCACCAGGGAGGGUAAAGUGUCUGGCCAUGCCGUGUGUUUGCUGACUCUGAAAGGAGAUUUCACUCUGAGCGGAUCCACAGUGGAGGACAUGGCAGAGCUGGUCACCAUGUUCCUGAGUGGACUCACAGAGCGCUCCCAGUAUGCUGUGUCUCUGAAGGAAGCCGACAAGCAAGAUGACCCCACCUUCCUGAGCUUCAAGAAAGGAGAGCUCAUCAUAAUUAUCAAAGACGAGGAGUUAUCUCAGGAGCGUGGUUGGAUAAAAGGUCAAAACGAGAGAACCAAACAAACAGGAGCCGUCCCCACUGAGGCCAUCCUAAUCCUGCCAACACUCAGCAAACCCACCAAAGAGGUCAUGAGCCUCCUCAACCUGUCUCCCAACCAGAGGAAGGACGUCAUACAGAAAGAAACAGGCACAGUGGAAAGAAUAGCUCCCGCCACGCUGAAAGAAUUCUCCGUCGAGUACUUCAGGCAGCCCACUAAGGAUGUGAACCGUCAGGUGAUUUCGAGGAACGCUGCUCCCGAGAGGCUGUGGGUGAACUCCAGAGAGCCAAUCAGGCAGCCCCUCCUCAAGAAACUGGCGAGCAACUCAGAGCUCAGCCACAAAGCCUGUCUGGCCUUCACUGCGAUCCUGAAGUAUAUGGGAGAUUACCCCACCAAGCAGAUGCAGAGUCCUCUGGAGCUCACCGACCAGAUCUUCGGCCCCGCCACUCAAAAUGAAGUGCUCAGGGAUGAGAUCUACUGCCAGAUCAUGAAGCAGAUGACCCACAAUAACAACCGGUUCAGCAUGGAGCAGGGCUGGCAGCUGCUGUGGCUCUGCUGUGGCCUGUUUCCUCCCAGCCAGUCUCUUCUGAGGCACACAAAGCGAUUUCUGGAGUCGCGGCGCAGAGAGACCCUGGCCACUGACUGUCUGCAGAGGCUGCAGAGCUCACUGAGGAUGGAGCCCAGGAAGCUCCCACCACACCAGGUGGAGGUAGACGCCAUCCAACAGAACAGCACCCAGAUCUUCCACAAAAUUCACUUCCCCAACGACACAGAGGAGGUAUUUGAGGUAGCAACCAGCACCAGGAUCAGGGAUCUCAUCCAAAAUAUCAGCAACAAACUCGAGCUGACUUCAGCAGACGGCUUCAGCAUUUUUGUCAAAACACAUGACAAGGUUCUCAGUUUGAAUGACACAGACUACUUCUUCGAUAGUCUGAGACAAAUCACAGACUGGUCCAAGAAAGCCACGCGGGUCAAAGACGGUGGGACAGUCAGCAUAUCCUACCUUGUGUUCUUCAUGCGGAAGUUGUGGUUCAAUGUGAUCCCUGGCAGAGACACAGAGGCUGAUAUUAUCUUCCAUUUCCCUCAGGAGCUACCUAAGUACCUGAGGGGCUAUCAUGUUUGCACCAGAGAGGAAAUGGUCAACAUUGCGGCUCUGCUCUUCAGGAUGAAGGCUAGCAAUGACAAGAACCAGAUUGUCAUGAUUCCCAAAAUGCUAAAGGAGCUGGUGCCUGCAGACCAAGUGAAGGCCAUGUCUGAGAAUGAGUGGAAGAAGAGUAUUGCCGCCUCUUAUAACAAACAAGCUGGCAUGACUGUUGAAGAAGCUAAGGUGGCUUUUCUGAAGGUGGUUUACCGCUGGCCGACGUUCGGCUGUGCAUUCUUUGAAGUGAAGCAAACAUCGGAACCAAGUUUUCCAGACAUUGUGCGAAUUGCUAUCAGCAAGCAAGGACUCACAAUCAUCCAUCCCAAAACCAAGGACGUGCUGGCAAAUCACCCUUUCAACCGCAUCGCUAACUGGUGCAGUGGAAGCACCUACUUUCACAUGACUAUUGGCAAUUUAGUGAAGGGGAGUAAAUUCCUGUGUGAAACUUCAUUGGGUUACAAAAUGGAUGAUCUUUUAACCUCCUAUGUCAACAUGUACCUCAGAGAGAGGAGGGCAGUGCAAACCAGGAACCAGCGCUUCAACAUGUGAGCCUCACAGUCAAGUAGCAUGAGUGUGACGCAACUUGUGCCCUCUGCAGCUGCAGAUUCAAACUUGUAGUUUAUACAAACACACAUAGAAGCAGAGUGGCAGUAGUUCCUUGUUUUUGAAAGUGCAAUCAAUUUUACUUGUGCUCUGAGGAAAAAAAAAUACAUUGAUUUAUUGCUUGAAACACAGUUGUAGAUUUCUCAUAUUUUGUUAAGUUAUGGUUUUUUGACAUUUAUACAAGGGUCUCAAUCUGAAGUGAAGGGAAGGUUAUAUUGUGCACACAUUUCAUCAUUUUAUCAAUGAAGAGAAAUUAGUUUCAAUACUAGUGACAAAUGCAUGUUUCAUGAUGCAUAAAUAAAAACAAUGUGUAUAACCACAUGGUGUUCACAAGUGUGUCUCCUGUCCGCACACAAACAACGCCCAAAUUGAAUUAAUGUAAAACUAUUUUUAGAAAUAGCUACAACCUAAUUUGAGUAAAUGUCCCUAUUCUACAUACAGUAUACAUUUCAACUUCAAGUUAAUUUAUUGAAUAUUGCACUUAGAACACUUACGCUUUCUGUGCAUAUAAAUGCACAGAAAUGAAAUUUUGUUGCAUUUAUUUACAGAUAGUUGAAUCUGUGUGAAGGGAUCACCCGACACACUCUGGAUUCAGUUACAUUUGUGUGUUUGGUCGACUUUUUUCACAUAUUCUGAUCCAAAAAUUCAUGAUGCACUUACAGAUGUUUGUAGAAAAACUUGAACGUCUGGCCUUCAAGAAAUUUGUGGAAUUUUCAUGUUGAAAAGCUUUUUUCUCUCCAAAACAUAUUUCAUUAUCAUCUAGUCAACAAAAUUCACAAAUAUACAUUUAUAUGCACAGGAAGUACUUGUUAUUAGAUCGGUGAACUUUAAGUUGGAAACAUAUAUGUAAAAUACUGGCAUUUAUUGAAGUUUGGCGGUAGUUUGUUAUGAAUUGGAAAUGUAUUCACAAAUUGUCACACACAUUUGUAAAUCUUGUUUUUAUUUGAGGAACAUGAAACAUGCAUCAGUUGCUAGUAUUGUAACUAAUUCCUCUCCAUAUUAAUCUCCCUGCAUGAAAACCAUUAAAGUUGCCCUGUGGAGUUUUAAUGUAAACAAACAAAAGUUAUGUUUGCAUUCAGAGUUUCUCACCAAAACCCACUGUGUAUCCUUAAGGCCCUAAAAAUGCAUUUAAUGCAUAUCUGUCCUCAUAAAACAUAUAAAAAAAAAUAUUUUAAAUUGUGCCAUGUUUGCUAGCUUGCAGUGUUCUUCCUCCUUGCCUUUGCUUCUGUGCGCAUUACCGCAACCAACUGUCAAUAACUGGAAUAGCUCAAAACAGAUGGCAGAAUGUGAAUUGUGUGCCUGUGUGUUUACAUGUGUAGGAACAUAUGUAUAUACAAUACAAACAAAGGUGGCCCACCCGUAAAGACAACGUUGCUCCAUAGCGCUACUAGUGGUCAAAAACUCCACAUGGUACCUUUAAACAAGCCUAACUGUAGAAUAUAUCUUGACUGCUUAAAAUGAUUCUGCUUGUACAUGAUAAAAUAUUCAAUGAAACAUAUAUUGUUAAGAAAUUCUUUUUUUCUGCUAAAAUUGCAAAAUAAAUCAU
Molecule: messenger RNA, 6780 nt
Organism: Thunnus maccoyii (southern bluefin tuna)
Lineage: Eukaryota; Metazoa; Chordata; Actinopteri; Scombriformes; Scombridae
Gene: myo7ba
Product: unconventional myosin-VIIa
Exons: 35
Coding region: 42-5180 (1712 amino acids)
Cellular component (GO): cytoskeleton; myosin complex
Molecular function (GO): cytoskeletal motor activity; ATP binding; protein binding
Source: RefSeq, a predicted model, not a curated record